AUGUGCGGACCGGCUCGUCGUGAGUGGUGGGCGGAGCCGGUGCCUGUUGUGAGCGUUUUUGGGAUGCUGGUUGUAUCUGUUGCCGCGGGGCCGUCCACACCCACCUCCGCUCGUGGGCGGGCCGUAUUUUCGUGUGUUUUGUUUGUUUUUACUGGGGUUCGGCUCAGGUGUGGAAUGCGGAUCAUAGUUACGGUGUCGGUCCUUCGGCGCCUGUCGGCGGGUUUGGGUGUCGAGCAUGAUAAGGCGCUGGUGCAGGUCGCUUUGAACGGGAGGGCCACCACAAAAUCUGGUGGGUUGCUUCGGCUGCGGUGUGUGUGUGUGGCCCCCCACUUCGCCGCUGGUCUUUUGUCUUAUCUUUGA
This is a messenger RNA of Trypanosoma brucei brucei TREU927, 360 nucleotides long. RefSeq lists its product as hypothetical. The record is from RefSeq and is a predicted model, not a curated record. Bases 1 to 360 code for a protein of 119 amino acids. The transcript has a single exon. Lineage: Eukaryota; Euglenozoa; Kinetoplastea; Trypanosomatida; Trypanosomatidae.